Drosophila elegans is the source of this 1398-nucleotide messenger RNA. RefSeq lists its product as uncharacterized. The coding region runs from base 84 to 1232 and encodes 382 amino acids. Lineage: Eukaryota; Metazoa; Arthropoda; Insecta; Diptera; Drosophilidae. The record is from RefSeq and is a predicted model, not a curated record. The transcript is spliced from 2 exons.
AACGGGAGAGAACGCGCCUGUUGCAAAAAUUCAGUGCUGCAUUCUCAUUCGUGAAGAAAGGAUGUACGCCCGGUUGUAGUCGAAUGAAUCCGUGUACAUCAUCGCCCCCACACAUGCCACGUGGCUCUGGAUCCGUGGAAAACUCCACACUGGAAUCGCACGGCCUACAGCUACUCGACAUGGCUGGAAAGGAGGACUACGAAGAGCUGCGCGAGCUUCUGCAGUCGUGGGAUGUCGCCGAUCUGCUGCCCCACCUGCAAGAUGAGGCCAUCAACGUGGACGAGCUGCAGAUGAUCAAGCGCCAUCAUCUGUCCGAGUUGCUGCGUAACUUUCGCUUCGGGACCCGCAUUCGCUUCGAGCACCACUUGGAGCGAUGGCGUCGCUGGCUAAAUGUUCCGCUGCAGGGUGGUCAUGGCCAGGGUCAGAGUCAGGGGUCGAUCCACUGUCACGGCUGCCGCUGUCCGGAGGUUCAGGCGCAGUCCGACUGCCCGGGGCCGGGGCAAACUCCCCUGGUGACGGGACAUCCAUUGGAAUUGCCAGAGGACAUGGAGAAGUCGGAGGAACUGGCCAAGACCAUACCGGCGGAAUCGCUGGUGGCCCUCAGUGAGCCAAGGAGCAUGCCCGUACCCUUUCAAUUGCCCCUGGACAAGGCCCCUGCUCAGAUUGCCAACGAGAUGAUGUUGGUCAAGCAGGAGCUGAUGCCGAUGCCGAUGCCGAUGCAGCAGCAAUCUAGGACGGUGGAGGUUGGAUCGGGGGUCGGCUCCUCGGGAGGAACCUCAGCCAGCAAAGAGGACCAGAGUGCAGUGGCCGACCAAGAGGUCAGUGUUAUGGGCAUCCUGCGAGCCUCGGGCCUGCGGUCGCAGACUCUGCUCGAGCGCAUUGGCCAGGACGAGCCGCUGGAUGCAGUGCAGCGGCUGCUGCUCAUCCAGCUGGUGUGCAGCUACUACGAGGACAACCAGCUGCAUCUGACCCUGCAGAGGAGCCACCUGCUGGAGCAGGAGAUCCUGCAGCUGUUCCCGCAGGAGCGGCUCAACUACUACCGCACCGAGAGGCGGGGCAAGAUCUACGUGCGGUUCACGAACAUGAAGAGGAGCAAGCGGCUCAGCUCCUCGCGACAGGAGCUGAAACGCCGCCGUUCCGAGCUCGUGCGAACGCUUCCAGCGGGCCAGGUACCCAGUGCCCAUGUGACCUUCGCCGGCGACCAGAUCUCCAGUCCGGACCGCUCCGAUUGAGCCAGCUGAGGCUCAAAAUCUUAACGUAAUGCUAAUCUUAGGUUAAGCCAUCCAAUCGGUGUGUAAUUUCUCUGUCUUACGUCUGUGAAACAAUCAGUUAUAGGGUAUUUUGCGGGUCGACGCGAUCCGGCGACUGACGAAACUAAAUCAAAACUGAUUUUGGUUA